Sphaeramia orbicularis (orbiculate cardinalfish) is the source of this 3615-nucleotide messenger RNA. Its product is annotated as WD repeat and HMG-box DNA-binding protein 1-like. Gene Ontology annotation, molecular function: protein binding; chromatin binding; DNA binding. Gene Ontology annotation, biological process: DNA repair; DNA-templated DNA replication; mitotic cell cycle. Gene Ontology annotation, cellular component: nuclear replication fork. The coding region runs from base 159 to 3524 and encodes 1121 amino acids. The record is from RefSeq and is a predicted model, not a curated record. Lineage: Eukaryota; Metazoa; Chordata; Actinopteri; Kurtiformes; Apogonidae. The transcript is spliced from 26 exons.
UGCUGAGUCGAAUAAGUUACGCUACAAAGACGGUUUAAUAACGUAACCAUCAGUUUUAACCAGUUUGUGUGAUAUUAAACCGGAUUUUCCUGCGUCUGUGCCGCUUUACGUGACGGUGACAGGCUGCUAACUUUACCUCCAGAGUAUUGUGGGGUAAAAUGCCGUGUGAGAGGAUGCCGAUGCGGUACGGACACUCGGAGGGACACACAGAGGUCUGCUUCGAUGACUCUGGAAAAUUCCUUGUGACCUGUGGAAAUGAUGGGGACGUGCGGAUUUGGGAAAGUCUGGAUGACGAUGACCCAAAGUUCAUCACUGUCGGGGAGAAGGUUUACUCUGUGGCGCUGAAGAACGGGAAACUGGUCACUGCAAGUUCUAACAACACGGUUCAGGUCCACACGUUUCCAGAUGGAGAUCCGGACGGCAUCCUGACCCGCUUCACCACCAAUGCCACACACAUCACCUUCAACAGCAGCGGCACACGGGUCGCCGCCGGAUCCAGUGACUUCAUGGUUAAAGUGGUGGACGUAGCCGACAGCAGCCAACAGAAAACACUCCGCGGCCAUGAAGCCCCUGUCCUCAGCGUGACCUUUGACCCUAAAGAUGAGUAUCUGGCGUCGUCGAGCUGUGACGGUUCAGUCGUGGUUUGGAACAUCGAGGAGCAGUCUCAGGUGAAAAGCUGGAACCUUCUGCAGAAGAGCAGUGACGUCACCAACGCCACGUCUCUGUGUCGUCUGUCCUGGCAGAACCAGACGGCGAAGUUUUUAGCCGUUCCCGUCGACUCGAAGGUCCACCUGUAUGAACGAGGCUCCUGGGAUCAGGUCGGGACGCUGUCAGAUGAUCAGCUGACACAGCCCAUCAACGUGGUGUCCUGGUCUCCGUGUGGACGCUUCUUGGCCGCCGGCUGCAUCGGAGGGUUAAUGACGGUGUGGGACGUGGACAACCGUCUGUGUGUGGAGAGGCAGAAACAUGAGAAAGGCUUCACGGUGUGCAGCCUGGCGUGGCAUCCAUCAGGCCAUCAGAUCGCCUACACCGACACCGAGGGCAGUCUGGGUCUGUUGGAUGGACUCAGCUCAGCCUCGUCCACCUCCAACAGCACCAAGGCUCCAAUAAACAAACCUGUGAAAAACUAUGAUGACCUAUUUGAUGAUGAUGAUGACCAACUCAUGGAUGAAGGACUGAGCGACACCAACACUCCGGUGAAGAAGCCGACAACAACGACAGCUGAUGAAGAUGAUGAUGACGAUGAUUAUCUGAUGCCUGCAACGGGUCGAGUCAGAAACAGAGGGACGUUUCUGGAUGACGACAACUCGAUGGACACCGGUUCUCUGAGGCUCGGUCAGGAUAAAGAUGGUGAUGAUGACGCCAGCAGCGCCGUGGUCCCGGCGGCAGCGCCCCCCCAGAUACCUCUGCGCCCCAUCUACGAGGGGCCCCUGCCCACCCCUCCUCAGAAGGCCUUUCAGCCCGGAUCCACACCUGCACACCUCACACACCGAUUCAUGAUGUGGAACUCGGUGGGAAUUAUCCGAGGUUACAAUGACGAGCAGGACAACGCCAUCGACGUGGAGUUCCACGACACGGCCGUGCACCAUGCCAUGCACCUCACCAACUCACUGGGCCACACCAUGGCUGACCUUUCCCAGGAGGCCGUGCUCCUGGCCUGUCCCAGCACCGAGGAGCUCGCCAGUAAGCUGCAGUGUCUCCACUUCUCGUCAUGGGACACCAAUAAGGACUGGAUGGUGGACCUGCCACCAGGGGAGGACGUGCGUGCGCUGUGUCUGGGGCGGGGCUGGGCAGCGGUCGCCACCAGUUCACUGAUGGUUCGUCUGUUCUCUGUGGGCGGAGCCCAGAGGGAGGUGUUCAGCCUCCCUGGACCUGUGGUCUGCAUGUCAGGACACGGGGAGCAGCUGCUCAUCGUCUACCACCGAGCUGCAGGUUUCGAUGGAGACCAGGCUCUUGGAGUUCAGCUGCUGCAGUUUGGUGGAAGGAAGCGUCAGGUGGUCCACGGUGAGCCCCUCCCCCUCAGCCCAAAGGCCCAUCUGUCCUGGGUGGGCUUCACUGCAGAAGGGACUCCGUGCUUCGUGGACUCGGAGGGGGUGGUUCGGAUGCUCAAUCGCUCUUUGGGGAACACUUGGACGCCGGUCUGCAACACCAGAGAGACCUGCAAGAGCAAGUCAGACCACUACUGGGUGGUGGGGGUCCAUGAGAACCCCCAGCAGCUCAGGUGUAUUCCAUGUAAAGGGUCCAGGUACCCCCCCACCCUGCCCAGACCCGCUGUGGCCAUCCUGCCCUUUAAAAUACCGCUGUGUCAGACGACCACGGAGAAAGGACAGAUGGAGGAGCAGUUCUGGCGUUCCGUCCUCUUCCACAACCACUACAGCUUCCUGUCGUCCAGCGGCUACGAGAUUGACGAGGAGGCUCAGAACCAGUCACACAAAGAGCAGCAGGAACUUCUAAUGAAGAUGUUCGCGUUGUCGUGUAAACUGGAGAGGGAGUUCCGUUGCGUGGAGCUGGCAGAACUGAUGACCCAGAACGUGGUAACUCUGGCGAUCCGAUACGCAUCGCGGUCCCGGAGGAUGGCCCUGGCCCAGCGCCUCAGCGAGAUUGCUCUGGAGAAAGCCAGUCAGAGUAGAGAGGAGGAGGAAGAGGAGGAGGCUGAGUUCAACAGCGUCAGACAGAAUUCUGGGUUCAGUCGGAAUGAGGUCACAGGACGUCACCACAGCAACAGACAUGAGGAGGAAGAGGAAGAUGAUGAGGAGGAGGAGCCUCAGGGAGAAGAUGAGGAAGAGGAGGGACAGGAGACAGAGACAGAAACCAGGAAACGUCUGAAUCCUUUCGCCAAAGACUCCAGUUCACCUGAGAGGCCGUCGGUCAAACCAGUCGUUAAAGUCGGACGCUCCAACCCUUUUAAGGUUCCUGGUUCUGGUAAACCGUCCCCUGGUCCAGCCCGGGUCACCAACAUCCUGGACAACAUGUCAUCCAGCAGGAAGCCGGGUCCACUGAGCGGAUCAGCAGGAAAAGGAAGCAAAGGCCCCGUCCUCAAACCGCUGGCCCCCAGACCCAAAACCAAGACUCAGUCCACUCUGCUCCAGAUGAGCGGCUCUAAAUCAGCUGAUCGGAAGGUCAACGCUGAGGUCAACGCCAAGACGCCGUCACAGGCCGAUCAGCCGCCGCCGCUGGCCACGCCCACAGAGGACUCUGAGAAUACAAGGCCGAAGACGGGCUUCCAGCUGUGGUUAGAGGAAAACAGGAAGAGCAUCACGGCGGACUGUCCAGACCUGGAGGAAACUGAGGUCAUCAAAGAGGCCAUGGGUCGGUUCAGGACGCUGACGGCGGAGGAGAGGAUGUCGUGGACGGAGCGAGCGAAAGGCCCGGGCGGAGACGCCGGCGACCUGAAGAAGAGGAAACGGGAAGGAGGGGACGGAGCUGAGAAUGACGUGGCGGAGACGGACCAAAACAACGCCAAGAAGAAGAAAUCUGUGGACGCAUCUUCCAAACUGUCGGCAUUUGCAUUUAACAAAAACUAAAGCCACAGUUAGUGGAGUUUGAGUUCAGAUUUCACUGAAAAUAUAAGACGUCUUUUAAUUUUGUCUGUUUUUUUUUUUUUAACGUUUCUUA